ACGCAAAUAUUGCAAUUUGUACAACCGACUUUCAAACGAAAUGGCCCGUACCAAGCAAACCGCCCGUAAAUCUACCGGGGGAAAGGCUCCCCGUAAGCAGCUCGCCACCAAGGCAGCACGUAAAAGUGCUCCCGCCACCGGUGGAGUGAAGAAGCCUCAUCGUUACAGGCCCGGUACCGUCGCUCUCCGAGAGAUCCGUCGCUACCAGAAGUCGACUGAGCUUCUGAUCCGCAAGCUGCCCUUCCAGCGUCUGGUACGUGAGAUCGCUCAGGACUUCAAGACCGACCUGCGCUUCCAGAGCUCUGCCGUGAUGGCUCUUCAGGAGGCUAGCGAGGCUUACCUCGUUGGUCUGUUUGAGGACACCAACUUGUGCGCCAUCCACGCCAAGCGAGUCACCAUCAUGCCCAAGGACAUCCAGCUUGCCCGCCGCAUCCGUGGCGAGAGAGCGUAAACAUUUCCUCUCAGGAACACAACAAAACGGCUCUUUUAGGAGCCACCACAUGCAAAAAAGUCAAUAGCCCAUGCUCCCUUCCAUCAAAGACAGGGAUAUUGUUCUUCAUUAUUGUAAACUAAUAUACGUUCCUGUGUAUUCUUUACCCAACUAUUUUUUAGGCCGGAACUUUUAAUUUGAAACUAGUGCAAAGGCAUCAACGGAAACUAGAGGGUUUUCUAUCCUCUCAAGGGUAGUAAAAGCAAUUUGUUCAAUAAUUUUCGCCACAAGAAAGCUAAUCUUUAAAUCCUACUGUUUACCAAGAAACUGCGCGGGAAUAU
Messenger RNA from Nematostella vectensis (starlet sea anemone), 771 nucleotides. Its product is annotated as histone H3. The transcript has a single exon. Bases 41 to 451 code for a protein of 136 amino acids. The record is from RefSeq and is a predicted model, not a curated record. Gene Ontology annotation, cellular component: nucleosome. Lineage: Eukaryota; Metazoa; Cnidaria; Anthozoa; Actiniaria; Edwardsiidae. Gene Ontology annotation, molecular function: protein heterodimerization activity; structural constituent of chromatin; DNA binding.